AUGGCGGAUGUCAAAGACGAACCUACGGCAACCAAGAAAGCUGGACAUGCCUCCAUAAAGUUCCUGAUGCUAACUGCGUCAAACUACACCGUCUGGUGUAUGAGGAUUAAGAUAACACUUAAGUUUAGUGAAACUCGGGACAAGAAAGCUAUGGUGGGUACGGAAGAGGUCGAGGACGGGGCGGUCGCUCACCCUAGAGAGGUGAUCGAAGAAUCAAAGAUAGUAAAGAAAUUCUUGAAAAGUCUACCGAGAAAGAAAUAUAUUCAGAUUGUUGCCUCAAUCGAACAGCUUCUUGGCCUCAACUCAACAAGUUUUGAGGACAUCGUUGGUAGGCUAAAGGCCUAUGAAGAGAGAAUUACUGAAGAUGAAGAAGAAGAACAUGAAGAUAAAAACCAAACCUCGCUCAUCUACGAGUAUUCAGAUGUGUUUGCUAUGCAAGAACAGAGACCAUUGGGAGAAAGAAACUUGACGACAAAUCACGGGUGCUUGUACACUUGGGAACACAACAGGGAUCAAAGGUGUACCGCCUACUCGACCCAUCAAGCAAACGAAUCAGAGAAAACCAUUGUCGAGGUUAAACGUUUGGGUAAUAAUGAUGAGAUCAUUAUUGAGGAAGGAGAUGAGAAUGAAACCGGUAUAGAGAUCAAUGAAGAAGAAGAUCUUGAAGAGGGAGGAGACGAAGUGCAGCCGCAACUUACAAGGUCACAAAGGGUGACUGCGAAACCCUCACACCUCGAUGACUAUAUCAUCUUGGCCGAAGUAGAGGGUGAGCGUUUGUUGAUGAUAGUAAUGAUGAACGAGGUAGUUUAUCUCAAUGAAAGGAAGGUGAAUCCAAGCACGUUUGAAGCCGACUUGGAUACGAUGAACAUAUGGUAUCUCGACAAUGGUGCGAGUAACCACAUGAGUGGAAACCGUUUGACAUGA
Molecule: messenger RNA, 924 nt
Organism: Brassica oleracea var. oleracea
Lineage: Eukaryota; Viridiplantae; Streptophyta; Magnoliopsida; Brassicales; Brassicaceae
Exons: 3
Coding region: 1-924 (307 amino acids)
Source: RefSeq, a predicted model, not a curated record